GCGGUUGAAAUAGUUUGCUCCCGUCAAGCGUCUACUCAAGGAUUCCAGUGAAAGAUUGAAAUAAUUUGUGUGAAAUUCAUACAAAUUUUACAGAAAUCACAAAAAUGCCGUCGUUGCAAACCGCACUACCUCCAGAACUUGCCAACAAUGUCAUCAGACUUUACCGUGAAUGCCUCCGACGAGCUAAAUAUAUUGGCAGUAAGAAUUAUAACACAGAACUUGUGGUUGGCAUGGUGAGGCAACAGUUCAGAAAACACAUGCAUGAGACAGAUCCGGAGAAAAUUCAGAAGUUAAAGGAUGAUGCGGCAAGGGGACUUAUAAAUCACAUAUUGCACGAGUCAGAAAGGCUGUCUGGUCGUAAGUUCAGCAAAAGCUAAGGUUUUGACUUCAUUGCAUUGAAGAUUAUGGUCCAUAUGUUGGUUUUGAUGAUCUUUCCAUUAGUACGUUGUAAUAACAGAUUUUAGUUCUGUUUACGGGUAAAUUUAGGUGUGCAUUUUUGCGAUAUAAACGAUUUUGGAAAUGUAUUGAACAAUUGCAAUUGUUCUGAACCAUAGUAGAAGAGAGUAGCUGGUUGAAUAAGUUUUUAAGAUUAUGCUAUGACGUGCCUUCCAACUGGCUGUUAUAGAAGUUUGAAUAAUUGAUGUAGUUUGGAUGAAAUAAUAAAUCUAUUGUUCUAAA
Spinacia oleracea (spinach) is the source of this 678-nucleotide messenger RNA. RefSeq lists its product as uncharacterized. The coding region runs from base 105 to 377 and encodes 90 amino acids. NCBI's taxonomy places the organism in Eukaryota, Viridiplantae, Streptophyta, Magnoliopsida, Caryophyllales, Amaranthaceae. The transcript has 5 exons. The record is from RefSeq and is a predicted model, not a curated record.